Melanotaenia boesemani (Boeseman's rainbowfish) is the source of this 1700-nucleotide messenger RNA. RefSeq names its product LIM/homeobox protein Lhx1-like. NCBI's taxonomy places the organism in Eukaryota, Metazoa, Chordata, Actinopteri, Atheriniformes, Melanotaeniidae. The transcript has 5 exons. The coding region runs from base 469 to 1668 and encodes 399 amino acids. The record is from RefSeq and is a predicted model, not a curated record. Gene Ontology annotation, cellular component: nucleus. Gene Ontology annotation, biological process: neuron differentiation; regulation of transcription by RNA polymerase II. Gene Ontology annotation, molecular function: DNA-binding transcription factor activity, RNA polymerase II-specific; RNA polymerase II transcription regulatory region sequence-specific DNA binding.
CGGAGGACAAGCGGAGCAGAAAUAACAAGGCAGAGCGUUGCAUUUCAUCCACGUUGCUCUAUAUUCUAGAUGACACUGAGGAUAUGUCGUGAAUUCAUUUAAGAGCAGCAAACAGGUAGCCUUUUUCACCCCCUCGGCUGAUAUGAAAAAGCAAAUCUAGGAUCAUUUAAACCGGCCCGCUGAUCUCCAACCAGUUAUAUUGUGGCAGAAAUGCUGUCUGGUAGUUUUUUCUGUACAAUUAAUCUUUCCUAUGGAGCCGUUGACUUGAUGUGGAUUGUUGCCCUGUGGAAGAGAAGACCUCACACGGAUGAUGGUGAUAUAGUUUAAAUCAACUGAGAAGAAUUUGGAUGCGGUGGAUCUCCUGGAUCAUAUCAGAACACUCCAACGAGUCCGAAUUGAGGUGGCCGGGACCUUAGUGGGGAAAACACACACAUUCCUUGCGAACUGGACUGGGAGAAAGUCCAGACGAUGCUUCAGUGCACCAGCUGUGAGAAGCCUAUUCUUGAUAGGUUCUUGCUGAAAGUUUUGGACAGACCGUGGCACAUCAAAUGUGUCCAGUGCUGCGAAUGCAAAUGUAGUUUGACAGAAAAGUGUUUCUCGCGAGAUGGGAGACUGUAUUGUAAGAAUGACUUUUUCAGGAGAUUUGGGACCAAGUGUGGAGGCUGCUCGCAGGGCAUUCUACCCAGUGAUCUUGUCCGCAGAGCCAAAAGCAAAGUGUUUCACCUGAACUGUUUCACCUGUAUGAUGUGUAACAAACAACUGUCCACUGGAGAGGAGCUGUACAUCCUGGAUGAGUUCAAGUUUGUUUGUAAGGAGGACUAUCAAAACAACAACGGGAAAGACACGAUUCUCCUUUCUGUAACGACGUGCAGCGACCCAAGUCUGUCUCCGGACUCCCAGGACCCGCAGGACGACGGGAAGGACUCGGAGAGCGGACAUUUAUCCGACAAAGACGCGUCCAUCAACGAGAACGACGAGCAGAGCGCCGUCGGGAAGCGACGCGGCCCUCGGACCACCAUCAAAGCCAAGCAGCUGGAGACGCUGAAAGCCGCUUUCGCCGCCACUCCGAAGCCCACGAGACACAUCAGAGAGCAGCUGUCACGGGAGACUGGUCUCAGCAUGAGAGUAAUCCAGGUCUGGUUCCAAAACCGAAGGUCUAAAGAAAGACGUAUGAAGCAACUAAGCGCCUUGAGCGCGCGGAGACACGUGUUUUUCCGAAGUCCGAGGAGGAUGAGAACCCUGGGCGAGAGACUGGAGCCAGGAGAACUUGGACACUUCUCAUAUUAUGGAGAUUAUCCCAGUGAAUACUAUGGGUCAGGAGGGAAUUAUGAGUACUUUCAAGGUCCUCCAUCAUCCCAGGCUCAGACUCCAGCAGACCUGGGCUUUGUGCCCUCAACAAUCCCUGCUGGCACACCAUUAGGAACCAUAGACCACCAUCAUGUAGGGCACCUCUGUGCUGGAGAGGUGCAGUGUUUCUCUGACACAGUGUCCCACCAUCCCGUGGACUCACCCAGCCCAGAGCCCAAUGGACCAGGUUCAAUUCACAGCAUCUCCAGCGAAAUGUGUGGCCCCAGCACGCCCUUCACCACAGUGUCUCUCAGUGACAACGGAUACACUAACCAGCUGUCACAGCCCUCCUCAGAGAUGAGUGAAGGCACGGCCUGGUAAUCCAGCCAACACAAACUACAAAGCACACUUAG